AAUAAAAGAUACGCGCAACCAAGACGCCUUGCUGCAGGAAUUGAUGAAGUGCGGCAUCGUGAUAUACGAUAUCACGGAGGAUCAAAGCCAGGUCGAGGAGGCUCGAUGGGCACUGAAAUAUUGUUCCUGAGGAAGUUACGGUCGAAGGAAUGCUCGAACCAAGGCUACGUCAUGGACGGCCAUCCGAAGACGUUGGAACAAGCGAAGGCAUUGUUCGCCGGGGAAAACGUGGACGAGCUCGACGAGGAACUCAAAGACGAAGAAACCGAGAUAGAAACGACAGUGUCGAUCAUGCCCGAGUUGGUGGUGUCGUUGGAAGCUGGCGACGAGUUUCUGAAGGAAAGGAUUAUUCAACGACCUGAGAGAGAGAUUCAGGGCACCCAUUACACGGAGGAGCACAUGAUGCGCCGUUUGAAGGAGUAUAGAAAAAGAAACACCGAAGAUAAUACGCCCUUGAACUUUUUCGACGAAAUUGAAAUUCAUCCGUUCAUCAUCGACGUGGAAGACGACGUUUGCCCCGACAUGUUCCCUACGAUUUAUCAGUGUCUCCAAAGAAUUGGCCCGCCGAGAAACUACGGGUUAACCGCAGAGGAGGCGAGGGAUGCACGAAAGCGCGCCGAGGCAGAAGCACGUGCAACCGAAGCCGCCGUGAAAUUGCAAGAACAAAGGGAAUUCUUAGAACGCAGGCGUCUACGCGAGAAGAAGAUGGAAGAAUGGACGAAUCUGAUGGAGAAGCUGAAGGAAGAAGAAGAGGAGAGCCUCUGUUUGGCUGGCCUGCCGCUGCGCCACUAUUUGAUGAAAUACGUAUUCCCAACGUUGACGCAGGGACUCGUCGAAGUUGCGAAUUUGCGUCCUGACGACCCCGUCGAUUUUCUCGCUGAAUAUUUGUUCAAGAAGAAUCCAGAGGGUAAAAUGUUCGAGCCGGAGUACACGAGCACGAUGAGCUCGAUUCUGGACAUGAUCGACGAGUACGGCAGCUUCGUUCUACCGAAGGCAGAAGUCAGCGAGAAGAUGCUGGGAUUUUUGAAAGGAGAGGGCGAGAAGUCGGAGAGCGAGGAAAUGACGGAGAGCAACGAGUUGGACGCGACUUGUGUCACGCCGUGCUUCGCCUACGACGACGUGGACGCGUGCGAGGAUGGAGAGGAAACCGAGCGGACAGUUUCCGAGCAAACCUAAAGGAAGCAGGUUUGACGAAGCUCGAACGAGCCGGAAGGUCCUUCCCGAAGGACCGGGACGUCAGGCGAAACGGUCUGGCAAUUAAUUCGCUUGCACGUGGCAUCGCAAUGACAACAUUUGGCAUUCGUCGUCACCCGGAAUUCCUGCAAUCUGUUUGAGCUCGACAAGCUGAUACCCUACGAUAGCUCUCCUCGAUAG
Frieseomelitta varia is the source of this 1374-nucleotide messenger RNA. Its product is annotated as adenylate kinase 7-like. Bases 106 to 1176 code for a protein of 356 amino acids. The record is from RefSeq and is a predicted model, not a curated record. The transcript has 6 exons. NCBI's taxonomy places the organism in Eukaryota, Metazoa, Arthropoda, Insecta, Hymenoptera, Apidae.